Bipolaris zeicola 26-R-13 is the source of this 654-nucleotide messenger RNA. RefSeq lists its product as uncharacterized. NCBI's taxonomy places the organism in Eukaryota, Fungi, Ascomycota, Dothideomycetes, Pleosporales, Pleosporaceae. The record is from RefSeq and is a predicted model, not a curated record. Gene Ontology annotation, molecular function: structural constituent of ribosome. Gene Ontology annotation, biological process: translation. Bases 1 to 654 code for a protein of 217 amino acids. Gene Ontology annotation, cellular component: ribosome; mitochondrial large ribosomal subunit. The transcript is spliced from 2 exons.
AUGCCUCGUAUACAAUAUCUCGUUCCUCUGCUGAGGCCAUUGGCCGCUCCGCGAGUAAUCGCUUCCCGACAAUGCCUACGCUUCUCCACUGCAAGCACAUGGCAAGCUGAGCAGCCUCCGCCAAAUCCUAAGCCCAUAACCAAUCCCUCGCUCCCACCAAACGCCUCAUCUCAACACCCAUCAACACCCCAACAAGCCCAGCGCGCCGCCGACCUCGCAGCAGCAGAAUCCCUCACCGAAGGCGACAGUGCACAACCACCAGAACCCAAGCCUGUCCUACCCUCCAAGCACCCCCGCACCGACACCAAGCCAAAAGACGCUACCACCGCGCCCUCAUCACAAAAGUCCAAAUCACCCAAGAAACAAAAGAUACCGCCUACCCAAAAGAUAUCUCUGCCGCCCCCCAAAUACCACGUCUCUCGAUCAAUAAACAAGAACCUGCCCAUCUACACCGACUAUAAGCGCGGCGGCAAUCUGCACCAGACUACUAUACGCAAGAUCACGGGCGAUUUGUCCGCCCUGAGAGACGAACUGAGGGUCUUCCUCAACAAGAAGAACGAGGAUGUCAAGAUUAACAGUCUGACGAGCCACGUUAUCGUUAAGGGUCAUCAUACUAGUGAGAUUGCAGAGUUCCUAAAAGCUAGGGGGUUCUAG